Molecule: messenger RNA, 3983 nt
Organism: Aphanomyces invadans
Lineage: Eukaryota; Oomycota; Saprolegniomycetes; Saprolegniales; Verrucalvaceae
Product: CMGC/MAPK protein kinase, variant 2
Exons: 6
Coding region: 9-3107 (1032 amino acids)
Biological process (GO): protein phosphorylation; intracellular signal transduction
Cellular component (GO): nucleus; cytoplasm
Molecular function (GO): MAP kinase activity; ATP binding
Source: RefSeq, a predicted model, not a curated record
GCCAAGAUAUGCAGUCGAGUAUGCUGGCUCGUCACCCGACACUUGACGAAGAAUUCGGGGCAGUUCAGUCCCCGAACAAGGAUGUUGACUUCCUGCCACCGCCAUCGGCGAAGGACAUCACUCCCAACAUGCACCUGAAGACCGACGCGCCAAUCUCGCUGUCAUUGUCGCUGUCGGACGGGCAGCACUUGGGCGACCUGUUGGCAAAGCACCUCACGAUGAUGACUGUGCUGGCACCCCUUCCUCAGUGGCAAGGUGUUGCAUUGGCCAGAGUCAACACAUGGGGACCACAGCAAGUGUUGCUGCAGGUCGAGCAGUUGCAGCACACAGACCAAGUGCGCCUGAUCCUGUCCAGCGACCCUCGAACCCGUCAGACUCGUCAGGUCGAGCGUUCAAUCCUUUAUCGCAUUCUGCGUAACAUUCAAGAGCGCCUGCAGCCUGAAGAAAAGGUUCCUCAACGCCCUCGCCGACAGAAUAGUACGUUUGACGACGACAAAGCGGACGUGGAACUGGCAUCGUUGCGGCGCCAGCCCCUAGAACCAGGAGACUUGGAAGAAAAGGAAGACGUGUCGUCGCCAAUCUAUGCAUUGCCGCGCACGCCAGUGUCGUGUGUCCCUGAGGAACUUGAAUUCCCACCUGCGACGCCGCCGCCAGUGCCGUUGCAUGCUCUCGAUGGAGGUGCAGUUGACUGCAUGGCCACAGAAAACUUCGACGACAUGCCAACUCGAAAACGAUCCAACACGCUGCGUUACCUCAUCAACAAAGACGCCUUUGGCGGGAUUGCAUUCGAGGGGUACUUGAGCAAGAAAGGCGACUUGCUGGCGGCGUGGAAGAGUUGCUACUGUGUGCUGGAAGGGCUGACACUGGCGAUUUACGACUCUCGAGAAGACUUCAUGGCCGACGCCGGGCUGAAAGUGCGUGUCAUCUUGGUCGACGUCAACGAUGACGUGGCCAGGCCACACGGAUUUGCCAUCAAGACAGAAGGCCACAAAACUCUACACUUGGCGUCGCGAACGGCCUUUGAACAGGAGCAAUGGGUUCGCGCAAUCCGACUACAACUGACUAAAGGCAACCGAUUGCUCGCAGAAGACUACGUGGCGUUUGGGUCGCAGCCGAUGGACGUCCCGGUGUUCUACUCGCUCCUGUCGAGUCUGCUCCGCGAAGAAAUCUCGGACUUUCCUCUGCUCUGCCGCAGCAUUCACCCGGAUGUCCUCCUCACAUCCAACUACCCGCCGAUUGUGCCAUUCUGGGGCCAGUAUCGACGGUACGAUGGUCUGCUACUCUUCAUUUCGGCGCUGCUAGAGACAGUUGACGUCGAGUCGUUCGAGAUGGCCGACUGCGUCCAGAUCAUGCCGGACAAACUUCCGACCGACUGCUUGGUCCCUGCGAGUCCCGCCAUCCCACACACCAAGCGCCUUGUGGUCACGGGCAAAGAAACCUUAGCGAUCAAGCAGCCAAGCAAUGCGGAUAGAGGAGGCGGCGACGUCCGCCGCGUGACACAGCUCUUUGUGCACGAACUCUGGCUCGAUUACAAAGAUCGGCUCGUGCGGUGGCAUGUCAAUGGCGACUCCGUCGCUCUCUCGGUCGCAUUUGACGCUUGCGACAAGGGCAAAGGGCUUCGUCUGAUCUUGCCUGGAGAGACGUCCGCCAUCCACCAAAGCAUUCCCGCAGGCACGUUCUACGUACAGCUCCUGAAAGCGCAUUCGCUCGGGUUUGUCGAUGGACCGGACAAGAACCGUGGCGUCUACGUCCGAUGUGUGCUGGACGAAGGCACGCACAUCGAGCGAACGCUGGACGGUCUCAAGACCAAGGAAUCAGUCGAUGUGAGAGCUGCAGCCCCAAGUCCGGCGACCCGCUUGCUUCGCGGGAUUCAACGGGUUACGGGCACAUCGAUGGAGCGGCCGUUUGCCGCGUUUGGCGACAAGAGUGGCUGUGUGACUCAAAUUGUGUAUCACACCGACGCCCCCGAGUGGAAUUCAAAUGUUCGCCUGGCGUUUCCCGGCUGUCCGCGCGGUGGCCAGUAUUUUUUACGCAUCGAGGUGUACCAGAGUCGCUUCAUGAAGUCGGACGUGUUGAUUGGAGUGUGCAAAGUCAACUUGAGUCCGCACAUGGCGCUCUUGGCGGGAUCGGCCGAAGCCAAGGCCACCGGCGCGCUCUCUCGAUGGUACAACCUGUGCGAUAUCUACAACGAUUGUAAAGAGUGGUGGGCGCCACCGACGGUCUUCCGCGGCAAGAUUCAAAUGAGUAUUGUGUUUGCCCCACAUGCGACAGCGUCGGUGGCCGUGAACGACGCGCCCGUGUACCCAGCCGCGGACCAUGACGCCACCGAGCGCAUGCGGGAAUACUUCAGCACACAAGACAAAAUGCUGACGGCGUCGCCGGGGUCGAUGCACGGCCUGGAGACCAACAUGCCGUCGCUCCUCCGGUCCGUGAGCAUCUCAGACGUCGUCCAGCGCGACAACUAUGUCAUUAUGGGCAAGAAAUCGCUGUUUGACAUCCCAAAGCGGUAUCAAGUGAUUAAAGUGCUCGGGUCGGGGUCGUACGGCGAGGUGAUAGCAGCCAGCGACACCCACUCGGGCGCGUCGGUCGCGAUCAAGAAGGUCCCGCAAGCGUUCCGUGAGCUCCUGGACACGAAGCGCAUCUUGCGUGAAGUGUGUCUGCUGCGCCAACUACGCCAUCCGCACUUGAUUCGUCUUUGGGACGUCCUUCGACCAACGCGGUGUCUCGAGAUGGAGGACAUUUAUCUCGUCACGGAUCUCAUGGAGACAGAUCUCCAUCGCGUGAUCCACUCGACGCAGACACUGAGUGACCAGCACGUGGGCUACUUCAUGCUGCAGAUCUUCCGCGCCCUCAAGUACCUCCACUCGGCCAACAUUUUCCAUCGCGACCUCAAACCGUCCAAUAUACUCCUCACGACGCAAUGCGAAGUCAAAAUUUGCGACCUUGGCUUGGCCAGGUCUCUCGAAGAAAUGGCGCCGAUCCACGAAAACUUGACCGAAUAUGUUGUUACGCGAUGGUACCGAGCGCCAGAGGUGCUCCUGGACGGGUCUCGCUACGGCGCGUCCAUCGAUAUGUGGUCGGCGGGGUGCAUCUUGGUACGACCGUGACCGCUUCGUCGAUCGGGACAUCAUGCGCGCGUAGGCAGAGAUGCUCGGUCGAAAACCGCUCUUCCCGGGGAGCAGCACGGUCAACCAACUCGGGAAAAUCUUCAACGUGCUCGGCACGCCGUCGCCUGCGUACGUGAAUCAGCUUCUAAAACCGGCCGCCCAGCGGUGGGUUCAAAAGCAGACAUACCGACCGGCGCUUGCGUUUUCGGAGCUGUACCCCCAAACCAACACCCUCGCGCUCGACCUCCUCUCGAAGCUCUUGACGUUUGACCCGAAGGCGCGACUCACGGCCGAUCAAGCGCUCGCCCACCCGUACAUUACCAGCAUCGGUCUUCCGUACGACGGCACCAUGGACAUCUUCGUUGGCUCGGUGGAUUCGUCGCACGAGAACGUGCCCGAGGUGAAGGAGGACAUGCAGCGUGCGCUGUUUGACCAGGUAUGUUAUUUUCACCCGGAAGCGCUGGAGGCAGAGAAGCGGCUUGCCGCGCAGGACGUUCCUCACGCCGUCAGCCCGAGUGGACGGCUUCGACGGGCGGCAACAUAAACCCAACAACCUCGAUCUCUGUUGUGGUGGUCCAGAACGUAGUUGGAACGCCAGACAGAUUCUUGUACGGCGGCUGGAAUGGCGCGGAUUCGAUUCACGAGCCGUCCGUUCGAGUCGAGCGUGCGUGACGAGAUAGUACACACGACAGUCGCAUCGUCGCGUUCGAUAGACUGUUGCGCAAACACAAACCGCGCCGCUGCUCACAUUUCGUUGAAAGGAUCCACGCCACCAUGGCGCUAGAGCUGUCGGGACCGCAAGUACAUCUCUCUCCAGCGUGUGUGCCAGUGGAGGAUCUUGCUUGGAUUCUGCCCCAUUGUGCUGCGCAUUCAUCG